AUGACACGCCAUGUGCACAGGCCCCGGUUGCUGUGGCUUUUCGCUGCCUUCGCCGCCUGUUGCAGCGUGUGGCGGAGUCCGGGCCAAGCCUUUGUGAGUGCCUCUGGUGCAUGGGGCAUGCGGCAUGCUCCAUGCGGUCCUCUGGUGUCCGCCAUCCGCUUGUAUGCGGGACCUACAGCAGAGGCUGCACGGGUUGAGCUUCGCGACGAGACUCGCCUGUUGCGGGAGACAGUAACCGAUCUGGUCUCAGAGGUCCGCCUGCUCAGGCAAGAGCUCACCGGCCAAGAGUCCCCGGCCACAGGUCAGACGGCGCCCAGAGAGGAAGCAAAAAUUCCCACUGCCCCGGAGGCACCACCUACGAGGGCGUCAGAUGUCCCACCAAAGACACGCAGCAAGGGGCCUCCCAAGGGGACCACAGCCGUCAAAGUGGUCAGUGCUGGGGGUGAUGCCGGUGAUAUCGCAGACUUCUUCUUGGAAGAUCAGCAAGUGCCGAUUGGCGGCAUGUCCAAUCGCCGCGGGUUGAAUGUGGUGGUGAUCGACGCUUCAGCCGGCCACUUGCUGUCUGCAAAGACAUACGAUAUUUGGGGAAAUCCACUCGAGGAGAAUCGCAGACUGGCGAAGGACCUUCGAGCUGUGGAGGAGGACAACGUUGUCCUCGUGGCUUUAAAAGACUCGGGCAUGGAGAACUUGGACGGCGAAGCUCUGCAUGCCCUGCAGGGGCUUGGCUCAACCUUGGAGCGGCGUUUGGCUUUCCGAGAGGGCUACGCGCUGAUAGGUGUCAAGGAUGGGGAGGCGUUGGCAGAGAGGAAGGGGCGAAUGGUCAUGGCCGAGGCCAAGCUCCCCUUUGCAGUGCGGCCGCCGCAGGCUCCUGUAAGGGCUGCGCGAUGA
Symbiodinium natans is the source of this 888-nucleotide messenger RNA. The record is from the annotation of a GenBank genome assembly. NCBI's taxonomy places the organism in Eukaryota, Dinophyceae, Suessiales, Symbiodiniaceae.